GAGAGAGAGAGAGAGAGAGAGAGAGAGAGAGAGAGCCUGGCUAGGUUGCACCCUGAUAACUGAAGUAUAUCAUCACCAGUGCACCAGCUGUCUCAGAAGGAGGUGAAGAGAUGUCUCAUUGACUCAGGUACCAGGACGCAUUCGUGGUCUCUCGCUUGUGCAUCAUGAUCGGUUAAUUUAAUCUGGGACUGCAGAGAAGCGACCACCGCUCAUAGUCCCAGCUGGCACGAGCAGCUCGCACGCUAUGCCCGCACAGCUGCUUUCCGUCUCGCAGUGUGGAAAAUGGCACGCUUGAAGAUGCAGACACGUCUCUCGUGCGGACACUUCCCACUUUUCAUGUGUCUGUUUUUACAGGCACUUUUAUCUCACGCGCUUGGAAACAUCUAUACGCGGACAAUGGUCCCGCGCGCCGCUGGCCGGUCGGCGGUCCAGCGCGCUGCGGCCCGGUCCGUCGCCCGUAUGGACGGUGAUGUGAUAAUCGGUGCGCUUUUUUCCGUGCACCACCAACCCUCAGCAGAGCGUGUGGCCGAACGAAAAUGUGGAGACGUGCGCGAGCAGUACGGGAUCCAGCGGGUGGAAGCAAUGUUUCAUACUUUGGACCGUAUCAAUGCCGACCCGAACCUGCUGCAAAACAUCACCCUAGGCUGCGAGAUACGGGAUUCGUGCUGGCACUCUUCUGUGGCUUUAGAGCAAAGCAUCGAGUUCAUCCGAGAUUCCCUUAUCUCUAUUCGGGAUGACAAAGACGGAUCUAAGUGGUGUAUCGACGGGACGCCUUCCAACCAACCUCCUCCCAGCAAGAAGCCUAUUGCUGGAGUCAUAGGUCCUGGCUCGAGCUCGGUGGCCAUCCAGGUGCAGAAUCUACUGCAGUUGUUUAACAUCCCCCAGAUCGCCUACUCGGCCACCAGCAUUGACUUGAGCGACAAAACACUCUUCAAGUACUUUCUCCGCGUGGUGCCCUCUGACACGUUGCAGGCGCGUGCCAUGCUAGACAUUGUUAAACACUAUAAUUGGACUUAUGUUUCUGCUGUUCACACAGAGGGUAACUAUGGUGAGAGCGGCAUGGAAGCUUUUAAGGAGUUGGCAGCAGAGGAGGGUCUUUGUAUCGCCCACUCUGACAAGAUCUACAGUAAUGCCGGAGAGAAACACUUUGACCGCCUGCUUAAGAAACUGCGCGAGCGCCUGCCCAAAGCCCGCGUGGUUGUCUGCUUCUGUGAGGGAAUGACCGUGCGUGGCCUGCUGAUGGCCAUGAGGCGUCUUAGCGUUUCCGGAGAGUUCCAGCUAAUUGGGAGUGAUGGCUGGGCAGAUCGUGAUGAGGUGGUGGAAGGUUAUGAGCAGGAAGCAGAUGGUGGGAUCACAAUGAAGCUACAGACGGAGGAAGUGCAGUCUUUUAAUGACUACUUUCUGAAGUUGCGCUUGGACACUAACACCAGGAACCCGUGGUUUGCUGAGUUCUGGCAGUACCGCUUUCAGUGUCGCAUUCCUGGGCAUCCUCAGGAGAACCAGAACUACCAGAAGAUCUGCACAGGAAAUGAAAGCUUGAAGGACAACUAUGUCCAGGACAGCAAGAUGGGCUUUGUGAUCAAUGCAAUAUACGCGAUGGCUCACGGCCUUCAUGAUAUGCACAGAGAAAUGUGCCCAAACCAUCCUGGCCUGUGUGAGGCGAUGGAUCCCAUUGAUGGCAGUAAACUGCUGGACUAUCUGCUCAAAACCUACUUCAGCGGCGUGUCUGGGGAGGAAAUCUACUUCGAUGAAAACGGAGACACACCUGGCAGGUAUGAUAUUAUGAAUCUGCAAUACGUGGAGGAACUGGGCCGCCAUGAUUACAUUAAUGUGGGUUCAUGGCAUGAAGGGCUUCUGAGUAUCAAUGAUUAUAAGCUCAUGACAAACCGCACUGAGAUGGUUCGGUCGGUCUGCAGUGAACCAUGCUACAAGGGCCAGAUCAAGGUGAUCCGAAAAGGUGAAGUGAGUUGCUGCUGGAUCUGCACUACGUGUAAAGAUAAUGAAUAUGUUCAGGAUGAGUUCACCUGCAGGGCUUGUGAGCUGGGCUGGUGGCCUGAUGACGAACUGGCAGGAUGCAAACCUCUCCCUCUCAAAUACCUGGAGUGGAGCAACGUGGAGUCCAUCGUCGCAGUGUGUUUCUCCUGCCUCGGUAUCCUGAUUACGUUUUUCGUCACCUUCAUCUUUUUCCAGUACAGCGACACGCCGGUGGUGAAGUCCUCCAGCCGCGAGCUCUGCUACAUCAUCCUGGCGGGUAUUUUCCUUGGCUACAUCUGCCCAUUCACGCUCAUCGCCUAUCCCACUGUGAUCUCCUGCUACCUGCAGCGCCUCUUAGUGGGCUUGUCAUCCGCCAUGUGCUACUCCGCCCUCGUCACCAAGACCAAUCGCAUUGCCCGCAUCCUGGCUGGCAGCAAGAAGAAAAUCUGCACACGCAAGCCCCGUUUCAUGAGUGCCUGGGCCCAGGUAGUUAUUGCCUUCAUUCUGAUUAGUGUGCAGUUGGCUCUGGUGGUCACGCUGAUUGUGUUGGAACCACCUGAGCCGGUGAAGAGUUACCCCAGCAUUAGGGAGGUGUACCUCAUCUGCAACACCAGUAAUUUGGGCAUGGUGGCCCCGCUGGGGUACAACGGCCUUCUCAUCAUGAGCUGUACUUACUACGCCUUCAAGACCCGCAACGUGCCGGCCAACUUCAACGAAGCCAAGUACAUUGCUUUCACCAUGUACACCACUUGCAUUAUCUGGCUGGCUUUUGUGCCCAUCUAUUUUGGCUCCAACUACAAGAUCAUCACCACCUCCUUCUCCGUCAGCCUCAGCGUCACAGUAGCUCUUGGCUGCAUGUUCACCCCCAAAAUGUACAUCAUCAUCUCCAAGCCCGAGCGCAACGUCCGCAGCGCCUUCACGACCUCUGACGUGGUCCGUAUGCAUGUGGGCGACGGAAAGGCCGCUCCCUGCCAGAGCAAUAGCAUCCUCAACAUGUUUCGCAGGAAGAAGAACACCGCCAAAGCAACCGGCAGCACCAAUCCUAAUGGAAAGUCUGUGUCAUGGUCUGAAUCAGGUGCCAGACCCCAGGGGAGGGGGUCGAGUGUGUUCCACAGACUGUCUGUGCAUGUGAGGAGGCAAGCAGUCGGCCAGAGUCAGACGGCGGUCAUACGACCCCUAACUAAUGCCUCACAGCCCCCCCAUCCCGAAUAUGAUGCUGGCCUCAACGCAGCCCCCAACGGCUCGCAUCCCGAAGACAAGGCUCUCUACAACCUCAACGAGGACGGAAGUCAACAUCUCCAACAACAUACGACCCAGGAGCCUUCCUAUUCUCCUACUCAUUUAAUAGAUCGCACCACUGAUCGUCCACAGGGGGGGCAGGUAGACACGCUGAGCUCUACAGUUCCCGAUUUUGAUCAGUUUGUCAUCGGCACAGGCAACAAGUUGAGCCCCGCCUAUAAAUCAUCUGCCAAUCAACUGCCGCUUCCUCUGCAGGGGAAGGCGUUCACAGAGGAUGGUUCCGAAAUGGAAGCUCUCGACCUCAUUCACAGGUUUCUGUGCGACAGUGCUACUCAAGAGGAGGAGGAGGAAGAGUUGGCACAGAGUAAGCUGACCCUGCUCACUCCACCUUCUCCCUUCAGGGACUCGCUUCGGUCAGGGGGGUCCAUUCCCGGAUCCCCCACCUCUGACAACAACCCCCCCUUUUCCCAGAAUUUGAACUACGCUCCCAAACAGAGCUCUUUGACACUCAUGGCAGGCGGGUCCGUGUCGGAGUGUAAGGAGUAUCUGUUUAAGGUAUUGGUGAUCGGGGAAUUGGGUGUUGGAAAGACGAGCAUCAUUAAACGAUACGUGCAUCAGCUUUUCUCGCAAAACUACAGAGCGACCAUAGGCGUGGAUUUUGCCCUCAAAGUCAUCAACUGGGACAACAAAACACUAGUGCGGUUACAGCUGUGGGACAUCGCAGUCACACUGCCAAUAUUGUGCAAGUUCGCGUGCUCUCAUAAAAGCGAAGUGAAAUGUCUCUCUCUCUCUCUCUCUCUCUCUCUCUCUCUCUCNGACGAACUGGCAGGAUGCAAACCUCUCCCUCUCAAAUACCUGGAGUGGAGCAACGUGGAGUCCAUCGUCGCAGUGUGUUUCUCCUGCCUCGGUAUCCUGAUUACGUUUUUCGUCACCUUCAUCUUUUUCCAGUACAGCGACACGCCGGUGGUGAAGUCCUCCAGCCGCGAGCUCUGCUACAUCAUCCUGGCGGGUAUUUUCCUUGGCUACAUCUGCCCAUUCACGCUCAUCGCCUAUCCCACUGUGAUCUCCUGCUACCUGCAGCGCCUCUUAGUGGGCUUGUCAUCCGCCAUGUGCUACUCCGCCCUCGUCACCAAGACCAAUCGCAUUGCCCGCAUCCUGGCUGGCAGCAAGAAGAAAAUCUGCACACGCAAGCCCCGUUUCAUGAGUGCCUGGGCCCAGGUAGUUAUUGCCUUCAUUCUGAUUAGUGUGCAGUUGGCUCUGGUGGUCACGCUGAUUGUGUUGGAACCACCUGAGCCGGUGAAGAGUUACCCCAGCAUUAGGGAGGUGUACCUCAUCUGCAACACCAGUAAUUUGGGCAUGGUGGCCCCGCUGGGGUACAACGGCCUUCUCAUCAUGAGCUGUACUUACUACGCCUUCAAGACCCGCAACGUGCCGGCCAACUUCAACGAAGCCAAGUACAUUGCUUUCACCAUGUACACCACUUGCAUUAUCUGGCUGGCUUUUGUGCCCAUCUAUUUUGGCUCCAACUACAAGAUCAUCACCACCUCCUUCUCCGUCAGCCUCAGCGUCACAGUAGCUCUUGGCUGCAUGUUCACCCCCAAAAUGUACAUCAUCAUCUCCAAGCCCGAGCGCAACGUCCGCAGCGCCUUCACGACCUCUGACGUGGUCCGUAUGCAUGUGGGCGACGGAAAGGCCGCUCCCUGCCAGAGCAAUAGCAUCCUCAACAUGUUUCGCAGGAAGAAGAACACCGCCAAAGCAACCGGCAGCACCAAUCCUAAUGGAAAGUCUGUGUCAUGGUCUGAAUCAGGUGCCAGACCCCAGGGGAGGGGGUCGAGUGUGUUCCACAGACUGUCUGUGCAUGUGAGGAGGCAAGCAGUCGGCCAGAGUCAGACGGCGGUCAUACGACCCCUAACUAAUGCCUCACAGCCCCCCCAUCCCGAAUAUGAUGCUGGCCUCAACGCAGCCCCCAACGGCUCGCAUCCCGAAGACAAGGCUCUCUACAACCUCAACGAGGACGGAAGUCAACAUCUCCAACAACAUACGACCCAGGAGCCUUCCUAUUCUCCUACUCAUUUAAUAGAUCGCACCACUGAUCGUCCACAGGGGGGGCAGGUAGACACGCUGAGCUCUACAGUUCCCGAUUUUGAUCAGUUUGUCAUCGGCACAGGCAACAAGUUGAGCCCCGCCUAUAAAUCAUCUGCCAAUCAACUGCCGCUUCCUCUGCAGGGGAAGGCGUUCACAGAGGAUGGUUCCGAAAUGGAAGCUCUCGACCUCAUUCACAGGUUUCUGUGCGACAGUGCUACUCAAGAGGAGGAGGAGGAAGAGUUGGCACAGAGUAAGCUGACCCUGCUCACUCCACCUUCUCCCUUCAGGGACUCGCUUCGGUCAGGGGGGUCCAUUCCCGGAUCCCCCACCUCUGACAACAACCCCCCCUUUUCCCAGAAUUUGAACUACGCUCCCAAACAGAGCUCUUUGACACUGUAACAGCACACGCUCAGGACACAGGGUACAAAUGCCGCUGUUUAUAAAUCAAUCAUUGGAGGACAUAAUUCGCUUGCUUACUUGGCUCUGUCAAAAAGACAUAAUUUCAGAAACAAAGAAGGAGCGUGAGCAAAUGGAAUGUCCUGUUGGGAAUAUUUUUCUUGGAGGCUACAAUGGCAGUAUCCGGUUUCCAAAUGCUGUGGAAAGUUGGAGUGCCAAAUAUUCAUUGUGUCGCUGUGCCCGAAAUCAGCUGGCAUCACAACAGUGCGGGAGUGAUACUGCCAGCUUGCUGCUUUACUUUUUCACUCUUAUAUGUGUUUCUUGAAGAAAGACGAGACACUGGUGUUCUGGAAUAUGUGCUUUUGAACUUUGUAGCUGGAUUUAGGAUAAGGCAUAUAGGAAAAACCAUGGGUUUGGAAGCAGACAGCACAGAGACAUCAAAUCAACACCAAACAAAUGUGUGCACAUAUAGGCAAAUCAUUCUCAUCGGUUUUCAUGCUGCUGUGUGAUUUUGGUAUUACUUCAAUGAUUUACAUUUUUAAACGGUUAACUGUGUACAACACAAAGUGAAACUCCGUGUGCACACAAUAAUGUUUCACCUGGCAGGCUGGAUGAGUAAACAUGGAGUUCCCCAGCUAAGGGUUUUUCCAAUUUCCUUUAGGCUCCCAAAGUCAGUAUUUGCUUAGAGAGUCACAGAUAGGAAUUGUGAUUGUAUAUGAUAGACAUAGGAAGCUUUUUUUAGUAUAAAUAUGGAGCUAAGGUACAUAAAAAGAGAACACAUGUAUGAACUCAGCUUUGAAAAGGGAGUAAUGUUUUGCAAACAUGUGUAUACUGUUUUUGCCAUCUAUUGUUUUCCACACAGAUGGUGUCUUUGUACAUCUGCUAUAUGAUUCUAUGAUUAGAAUGUUAGAAAUUUGUAAGUUUUAAAAACGUCUUAUAACUUGCUCUUUAUGAUAAAGGGUUACGCGGUGACGCUAUGGAUGGAGUUACCUUUCAGAAACUUUUACAAAUCCGAGGAUUUCUCUUUUAAAUGUGCCAUUUUUUACAUUUUACCUAUGAGUAGUUGCUUCUAGUGGUAACUUGUAGCAUUUACUGCCGAUCUUGCGUAGGAUUAUCACAUUGCGACUGUAAUGCUUUAAGUUUCAAAGGACUAUUAGAAUGCAACUCUCAAAAGAAUAUUAUUCAAUAAGUAUUGUACUUGUUAUAAUCGAUUGUAAUAUUAGGUCUUUUAGUGCAAGUUGUUUGUUAAAUGUAAAGUAACUGACAGAUCAUCUGUUUACAUUGUCUUACAAAUGAGGAAAAAUUCUCUUUUUGCCAGGACAAAUCAUGCUGUAAAAUAAAUAUUUUAUAUCUAA
This is a messenger RNA of Triplophysa rosa, 7049 nucleotides long. It is a transcript of the gene grm1a, whose product is annotated as glutamate receptor, metabotropic 1a. Gene Ontology annotation, molecular function: adenylate cyclase inhibiting G protein-coupled glutamate receptor activity; G protein-coupled receptor activity involved in regulation of postsynaptic membrane potential. The record is from RefSeq and is a predicted model, not a curated record. Gene Ontology annotation, cellular component: postsynaptic density membrane. NCBI's taxonomy places the organism in Eukaryota, Metazoa, Chordata, Actinopteri, Cypriniformes, Nemacheilidae. The transcript is spliced from 13 exons. Bases 283 to 5697 code for a protein of 1804 amino acids. Gene Ontology annotation, biological process: regulation of synaptic transmission, glutamatergic; G protein-coupled glutamate receptor signaling pathway.